AUGGAUCUUCUUUGCGAGCAAGUGAAAAUGUUAGCUGGAGAAGUAGCACUCAGUACGAGUUCUCUAAAAAGAAUUUCAGAGCAAGCAGCUAGCAACCCUGAAGACUCACGUCUUCAGGACCAAAUGCAGAAAUUGAAGGACGAGAUCACAGAAAAAAAGCAUCAGAUGCGUGUCCUAGAGCAACGUAUGAUUGGAUCAGUGGAGAUAACUCCACAAACAUCAAAUAGCAUUGAGAUGUCUCAGCUUGGCUUCGGCUCCUUUGUGGCUCAUUCAAGCUUGUGUAUAGAGUCACCAGCCAACUUUAAGAUCAAGACUGGUACGCAGGCUCUACAGUCAAAUGAGCCGAGCAGGAGCAGGUCCAAGCUCGGCUUUGUCCAGCUUGUGAACAUGAUAUCAGACAAUGCUGAGAUGCAAGAAACCAUUCUUCUAUUAAGGCAACAACUCGAUUCUUUAGUAUCCGAUAAAAAUGCAAGGGAUCCAAAACAAUAUGCGGACAAUGAAGUUAUCGCAUUAAGGACUUGCUCUACGCAAUCUUUGGGUAUGAAAAAUGAAAGGAUGGAUGGGGUUAAUCCAUAUAGAGAAGUGUCUCUUGAUGAACAUACACCAACUAGCGUUAUGAGCUUGAAUAGAAUAUUCUCCCCAGAGGAAUCUAAAGAAUCCAGUAGUGAUGCCUUUUGGAAUUCCCAGCUUCUUAUGCAGGCCACUGAGAUAGAGAUAUUAAAGCAAGAGAAGGUGAAACUGGCUGAAGAGAAGGACGGGCUUGAAAUUCACAACCAAAAACUGGCUGAGGAAGCUUUAUAUGCAAAAGAGUUGGCUGCGGCUGCAGCAGUUGAGCUCCGGAACUUGGCUGAAGAAGUAACAAAGCUUUCCUACCAAAACACCAAACUGACUGCUGACUUGGAUGCUGUAAAAGAGGCUUGUUGUAAAACUAACUGCUGCCAAAGGUCCAUUUCAUUUGAGCUGAAUCAUAAUGGACAUCAUGGGUCUCGACCUGAUGCACAUUUGAGAAAACCAGCGGAUGGUGUGUUGAUAGAGGAAUUGGAGCAAGAGCUUAACGGAAUAUACCAAAGAGAAGCUUCUUUGGUUGCUGCAUUGACUGAGAGAGAUCAGGUUGCAGGUGAGCUACGAAAAAGAAUUGAUGAAGCAAAGCAACGCGAAGAAGAUUUGGAAAACGAGCUUGCAAAUAUGUGGGUAUUAGUUGCGAAGUUGCAGAAAUCUGUUCCUAAUUCUGAGGACGCCUUGUCUGAAGGGGUUCAUGCUUCUAACAUUUUGCAAACAAGAGUUAAAAAUGGAUUUUCUUCAUCUAAUGGAUACCUGAAUAAAAUAAUUAGUAAUGAUGAGAUCAUUGACAACAUGGAUGAGGCAAGUACAUUGGAAGAAUUAAAAGAGCUGUUUCAUAAAGAAAAGAAAAGGUGCGAAGAACUGGAGAGUUUCAUUUCGAGAUUAAAGGGUGAUGAUAUUGCUGGCUUGGAUAUCACUACUCUUGAAGAGUUGCAAAGCCUUCACGUUGAGGCCAUAACAAAGAUUUGCUAUGCAAAGGGAUCGUGUACGUACAGUACCCAGAUAGACAAAAAGAAAGACGUAGAAGAGGGAAGAGAUUGA
Molecule: messenger RNA, 1602 nt
Organism: Ilex paraguariensis (yerba mate)
Lineage: Eukaryota; Viridiplantae; Streptophyta; Magnoliopsida; Aquifoliales; Aquifoliaceae
Source: the annotation of a GenBank genome assembly